GCAUAAAAGAAGAACAUUGCAGCAGAGGCACAGAAGGAGACUGCAAGAGGAGCUGGGAAUAUUACACACAGAACACAGCCGAACCACAACACCCUCCCCUGGACACACCCUGCUGGGGAUCACUGCUUCUCUUUUUUCUGAACCGUCGCCCACGCCACUCGGAGAGAAAGCUCUCCCUCAUCAUCAUCCUGAAGAAAACCCCUUUCUCCUCAUUUUCACCCUAAAGAGGACACCUACCAAUCUCCAAGGGCUGAGAUUCCCCUGGUGAACAUUGUCUUUUUUCCUUUUUUCUUUUUUUUCUUUUGGAUUUGGACACUUGGCCUCUCCACAGUAAAUACACAGGCCAGCUAAUAUAAAGACCACAGAUCAUAGUAUUGACUCAACCUACGGCUUGAAGACCUGCGAAACGAAGAAGGACCUAGAUCACUCUCAUUGUAUGUCAAGAAUGGUUACUCAGAUAAUCAGCACCAUGGAAACCCAGGUGUCCAACGGUCCGAGCGGAACCAGCCUGCCUAACGGGCCAGUCAUCAGCACCAACGGUGCCACAGACGACAGCAAGACCAACCUAAUCGUCAACUACCUGCCUCAGAACAUGACCCAGGAAGAAUUCAAGAGCCUGUUUGGUAGCAUCGGAGAGAUUGAAUCCUGCAAACUGGUCCGAGACAAGAUUACAGGCCAGAGUUUGGGCUAUGGGUUCGUAAACUAUGUGGAUCCCAAUGACGCAGACAAGGCCAUCAACACUCUCAACGGUCUCAAACUGCAGACCAAAACAAUUAAGGUAUCGUACGCCCGCCCCAGUUCAGCAUCUAUCCGUGAUGCCAACCUGUAUGUGAGCGGUCUGCCUAAGACCAUGACCCAGAAGGACAUGGAGCAGCUGUUCUCCCAGUACGGACGCAUCAUCACCUCCCGCAUCCUGGUGGACCAGGUUACAGGUAUAUCGCGAGGAGUGGGCUUCAUCCGGUUUGACAAGCGGAACGAGGCAGAAGAGGCCAUCAAGGGCCUGAACGGCCAGAAGCCCCUGGGCGCAGCCGAACCCAUCACGGUGAAGUUCGCCAACAACCCCAGCCAGAAGACGGGCCAGGCCCUGCUCACCCAGCUGUACCAGACCGCUGCACGUCGCUACACUGGCCCUCUGCACCAUCAGACUCAGCGCUUCAGCCUCAUCCCUCCAUUUGGAAAGGGACCAGAUCCAAAUAACAGCACAAAACCAAUACUCGACAAUUUACUAAACGCCAGCUACGGAGUCAAGAGUUCUCCCUCUCUUCUUCCUAGGUUCUCCCCCAUCACCAUCGACAGCAUGACCAGCCUGGCGGGAGUCAACCUGACCGGGCCCACCGGAGCCGGCUGGUGCAUCUUCGUCUACAACCUGUCGCCAGAGGCUGACGAAAGCGUCCUGUGGCAGCUGUUCGGGCCCUUCGGCGCCGUCACAAACGUCAAGGUCAUCCGUGACUUCACCACCAACAAAUGUAAGGGCUUCGGCUUCGUCACCAUGACCAACUACGACGAGGCAGCCAUGGCCAUCGCUAGUCUCAACGGCUACCGCUUGGGAGACCGCGUGCUGCAGGUCUCCUUCAAGACCAGCAAGCAACACAAGGCCUGAGAGAGAGAGAGCUGCUAGCUGACGCCAGCUCCUUCAGCCAGCAGGGAGUGCCACUGAGCUCCCUGUUACUAUCACUCUACAUGGGCCUGGACUGAGUCUCUCUCUCUCUGAUGCACACUCACCCAUACACAUACAUGCGCACACUAUCAGACAUACACACACUAUUAGACAUACUUACACAUACAAACAUAUACAAAGUCUGAGUUUCAAACAAAUACACUAGUAGAGUUUUUCUUUUCUCUUUACACAAUGCUAGUCCUUCCCUACGUUUGCCUGGAUUGAAUUAGUGGGGGUGCGUUGGGUAGUUGGUCUCUGGGGGUGGGGGGGUAAGAGGCCUCAAUGUGGGAGACAGUCUAACGAAUGUGACAGAGAAUGUGUGCUGAGUGCUUUGAUUGAAUUCAGGCAAAUAAUGACAACUGCUGAAACUAAAUUAUCAAAAUCUAAAAUGAACUACAAAUAUGUGCAAUUUAAACCCCAAACUCUUACCCCGUGAACUAUCCCAUUAUCUUGCUGGAGAGAGUGUAGUCACUUUUUUUUACACUUGGGCAUUUUAAAUCAGUGAUUUUUUUUAGAUCAAAGAAAAUUAAUUAAAAACAUUGUUCUCUUAUAUACGUAUAUUAAAAAUAUAACUAUAUAUUCAAUAUUUAAGGUGGUUAUAAUAGCCGAGUAUGUAAGCAUUUUCUAGAAACUUUUACUACUGUUCCUGGCUCAACAUUAGGUAGGCUGUGACUAGCUUUAGGGCAGUUGCUCUACCCUAUUAAGGACAGAUCCAAUAUGAUUUAGGUUAUCAAACUGAACAGCUACUGGUCACAAAGACAAGCAGCCUGAAGGCCACCAGAAUUACACCCUCUCUACACAACACAGUCACACAUCAGCCCUGUUAGGGGGGAAACAACACUAGAAUACUGAACAUCACUGACAUCUAAGAAUCUCCCUGUAUCUUUUCACUCUGGUUCUUCUAUUCAGAGUAGAAUGGAUGGAUUCCACCACAAGCAGAGCUGUCUGUGUGAACAACGUAGAACAUUGUCCCAGCUAGUGUUCCCAUGGAGACAGUGUUCAUGUACAAUUCUCUGAGAGACUAGGGACUGUGAGUUUAGAGCAAAUCACAGAGCCAAAUCACAGAGCCACUUUACCAAAACACCCAACCAGAUAUAACACCCCUCCAAGGGAAUGAGAAGGUUUUUACAAUUCAGUGGAAAUUAUUGGCCUGGCUAGGUAGACUCAACAUCACCAUUACGCACAGAUCAGAUCGAGAGGACGGUAGUUUUGACUUAGGUUGAGAUUCCGUCAUGACACUGAGCAGUGAUAUCUCCUCACUGAGUCCUAGAGGGUGAGACAGCUUCUUACCUAUUCCUCAGUUUACUAAACACUCCUCAGUUUCUUUCAGACCCCAUAUAGAAGCUCAUGAGAAUCAGUUUCUAUUCACUCUCAUUGUAACCCUGCCUGCCCUGUCAAAAUAGAAGGAACCAAGCCUGCAGAAACCAACAGUGACAAGUUUGUUUAUCUCACAUUGGAAACUCAAAAAGUUAUUUUUGUUGAUUUGCAACAUCUGAUCGGCACUAUCACCUAGCUGGAAUUUUUUUAAAUUUAUGACACCCCUUGAUGAAAAUGUAACGACAAAAGUCUUGGUUGGUUAGUCUGUUAGAAACAUCUGAUAAGACGUUUCAUGGGGAGAGAUAUGAUUACAAUAUAAAGACAUCUGCAUAUAAUAGAUUAAAUAAGGUAAAGUGUGUUCAAGACAUUUUUGCUUUUCUAAAUAACGCUGUGUUAGCCAAAGAGGACAACCAUCUCUUUGAAAGGAUUGCUUUAGAGAAAAAUCUAUUUUUAUACAUACAAAAGAACAAGACCUUGUGCUGAAUUUUUACAGAUUCUUAAAACUCUGAAAGACUGGGACACCGCACGGCUGUAUUUUAAGCCCUUUGAUCUUUGAGAGAGGGAGGAGCGUGUGCAUGCCGUGUAUAGGUGGGGGUCGAGGGAAGGGGGCGAAGAAGAAAAGUUUUAUCUCACACAACCUUACUUUUUCAACCACAACCUAUAAACAAACUUGAAAUAGCAAAAAAAAAAGAACAUAAACAAAGACAUCGGAAUAGAACAAAUACACAUCAGCACAAAACCAAUUCACUGAUUAGGAAUCAAACGUUACAGAGACAAAUCUGCAUUACUCAUACUGCCAUCUUUGAGUGUAAACUAGACAAACACAUAUCACUUUCUCUGAAGUUGUGUACAGCUAGUGUUGCUUCAAUGAUUGUACAGUGAAGUGCUAUCGCUUUCACAGGAGACACUUAAAUCAGGCUGCAGUAAAGACAGUCAGUCGCCCAAUGAUUUGUCCUCACAGACAUCUUGGGCUGGUUCGAAACAGAAAGGCUUGAAGUAGAUUCUCAAUGCAAAGAUAUUUGAAUGAAGAUUUAGCCAAAGAAUUUGGAAUAUGAGUGUCAAUAAGAAAUAAUUCAGUCUAUACUAAUUACUAACUGCUCCCCUGAUAAUUAUUCUAGAAACCAUUAUCAUUUAUUGCAUGAAGAUCCCAUAUGAUUUUAAAUCCCCAUAGCGCUUGCAGAAAUAUCUGUUGUUCAUAUCAAAUUAUAUCAGAAUGAACUAAUAUCUUUUGGUUAACAUAUCUGUUGAGUAGAUAUAAUUUAGCCCAUUUGCACAGGUGCUUACCACAAACCUACAACAAUGUAUACAAAGAAUUCACUUUUCAGCAAAAAUAAUGACAGUUCCACACAAGUGUCUCUUGAGCCUCAAUACUGUAAUACUCACACCAUCCGCUCACAACAGGAAUCCAAUUAAUCAGAGUAUGACAGCACUGUUUCAGUUUAACCCUAUGCUCUUCCACUGUUACACCCUCAGCCUCUAACUCUGACCAUUUCAUUUCUUACUGUGCCCCAGUAGUAUAUUGGUGGUGUGCCAACCAAAACAAACAUGACAUGUCAUACAUUAACACCCUGUCAUAAUCUAACUCCACACCUCCCUUCCCCAUUCAAUUAGUUGUGCCCAUACUCAAGAGAAGGUAGCACAGUAGGACUGAUACAGCAUCACUUUAAGAGACCAGAUGUGAAUCUUGGGAACAGAACAGCAAAUAGGCCACGUUGCUGACCUGCAGUUGAAGUAGUCCGUCCCACUGGUGAUAUGGGGUAGAGUCCCAGCCCAGUU
Molecule: messenger RNA, 4750 nt
Organism: Oncorhynchus gorbuscha (pink salmon)
Lineage: Eukaryota; Metazoa; Chordata; Actinopteri; Salmoniformes; Salmonidae
Product: ELAV-like protein 3
Exons: 8
Coding region: 437-1600 (387 amino acids)
Cellular component (GO): ribonucleoprotein complex
Molecular function (GO): RNA binding
Source: RefSeq, a predicted model, not a curated record